Clunio marinus is the source of this 198-nucleotide messenger RNA. NCBI's taxonomy places the organism in Eukaryota, Metazoa, Arthropoda, Insecta, Diptera, Chironomidae. The record is from the annotation of a GenBank genome assembly.
AUGAAACCAGAAAUCAUGAUAAAACAUAAAGACGAGAAACAUAGCUUUUUUUCAAAGAAAUUGAACGAAAGCAAACUCUUGGGUUCCAUUGGCUAUACACAAGAAAUACAAAGCAAAAUAAGCGAGCAACUUUGUAUUGAGGAAAAAAUUAACAACCAUGAAAAAUUGAUUACAGAAGUUAAGAACAACAAUUUAUGA